This is a messenger RNA of Spodoptera frugiperda (fall armyworm), 1550 nucleotides long. It is a transcript of the gene Fa, whose product is annotated as FMRFamide-related peptides. The transcript has 3 exons. The record is from RefSeq and is a predicted model, not a curated record. The coding region runs from base 118 to 687 and encodes 189 amino acids. Lineage: Eukaryota; Metazoa; Arthropoda; Insecta; Lepidoptera; Noctuidae.
CGCGCGCCCGCUACAGCCACCAAAACCGUAGAACCAUCGCUACGGCGUAGACGCGCUACGAACCAGCCGCGUAAACUUCGUACGACGUUCAGUGCUUUUUUGACCCCACAUCCCACCAUGAGUUACUCCCGGACAGUGGCGUUGUUGGCAGCAUUGUGGCUGGUGGCUGGAGCCACCUCCACCCCAGUCAGACGCUCCCCAGACCUCGAAGCCAGGCGCAGAAGUGCCAUCGACCGGAGUAUGAUAAGAUUCGGCCGCUCAUACCCACCAGAACCAUCAGCGGCAGACCUUAGAGAAGCAUUCCAGCGCCCCAGUCGACGAGGCAACAGCUUCCUUCGCUUCGGCCGCUCCCAACCACUCACACUCUCCACCGAAGACCUGGUCUCCCUCCUUCGAGCAUAUGAUGAAGACUACGACGUCCCCAUGACCAAGAAGUCAGCUAGCUUCGUCCGUUUUGGCAGGGACCCCAACUUCAUCAGGCUAGGACGUUCAGUCGAUGAUGAUAAGACCUACGAGCAGAAUUCUGAGCUGGUGGUCAGCGGAUACCCUCAGAGGAAAAGCCGAGCGAGGGACCACUUCAUCAGGCUUGGCAGGGAUAGCGAAGAAGUCAAUGAGAAUGAGUUUGAGGAGUCAGAAGACAGCAGAAGGAAGAGGUCUGUUGACGCAUGCCAUGACUGCCAGUCGUAAUUUCGUUGUUACGUGUACAUUACUGUAUUUACCGCUGUAUGGGAAUUUUAUUGUGAAUUCAAUAGGCAAUGGAUAGCAGUUUUUCAAAAUUUUACUGUUUUUAUUUUAUUAAAUGAAGUUUUAAAAAUUUUAAAUGUAAUCGUAUAUUGUAAAGUUUUAGUUUUAUUUUUGAACUGCUAUCUCCUUUGCCUGUUUUUUAAAUCUGUCAAUUUUAAAACAAUUUUUAUGGUAAACAAUUGUUCAAUUUUCAUUUAUUUUUGUUACAUUUUAUUCCCAAAUAUAUAUGACGGGCAAAAGUUUUCUAAUGAGGCUAAACUACGUGGUGCAUUGAUGUUUUAAAAAUGAAAAUAGUUAUUUAUUGUAAGUAUUCAUAUUUUAGAAAAUACAGUUAAACAUUUUAUUCAUAUUUUAAUAAUGUAUAAUAAUUAUCUAAAAGCAUAAUACGCUUACUUAUUUGAUCUCAAAUUAAUAUAUUAAUUUUAAAUAUUCUAAAAUAAACUAAAAUCUGAUUGAUAAUAUUGUAUAAAGUCUAUAAAAAGAUAAUUUAAAAAAGAACUACAUUUAAUUUCACAAAUUCAAUUCAUUUAAAAUAAUUAACACAAAAUAUUUAUAAAUAAAAUAAAAUAAAAUUGUACAUUAAAAGUGUUAGCAUCUGAAAUAGGCUGGGUGUUUCAAUUUCGGAUGCCCACACUAAUUUAAAAUUUACAUUUAAUCCCGCAAAAUAUAUAUUUUAAAUAUUAAUUGGUGUUAUAAAUAAUAAUAGUUAAUAAAUGUAUUGAAUUGUUGCAAUACUUAAUAAAGCAUUAUUAUGUAAUGAUGAACAUUCAUUUCAUAUUUUAUUUAAAUAAAUGAAGUUUAUCGUA